This is a messenger RNA of Desarmillaria tabescens, 2932 nucleotides long. RefSeq lists its product as uncharacterized. The transcript is spliced from 11 exons. The record is from RefSeq and is a predicted model, not a curated record. Lineage: Eukaryota; Fungi; Basidiomycota; Agaricomycetes; Agaricales; Physalacriaceae. Gene Ontology annotation, biological process: nucleotide-excision repair; mismatch repair. Gene Ontology annotation, molecular function: damaged DNA binding; single-stranded DNA binding. Gene Ontology annotation, cellular component: nucleotide-excision repair factor 2 complex; nucleus; cytoplasm. The coding region runs from base 52 to 2817 and encodes 921 amino acids.
CUUUUUCUCCCUUGUUCAUACUGCCCUUCUCUCUAAUAACCAUAAUAAUUAAUGUCUGGCGCCACCUCUGAACUUGAGCCUAUCGUCGACGCUGACAGUGAAGAUGACAUUGAUUGGGAGGAAGUCGAAGUCGAAGCACAGCCCGAGCCAGAGCGACACAUAGAAAUCACGCUGCACGAACGACCCAAGUCAAAGGACCAGGUUAAGAAGAAAGGGAUAUCGCAUGCAGAACGAGUCCUCCGGAUCAAUUGCCACAAAAUCCAUACUGUAUCUCUUCUCGCGAAUGCAUGGGUCAGGAACAAGUGGCUUAAUGAUGAGCUUCUUCAUGCCCGGCUCAUAUCCUUUGUGCCUAUGUCCAUUCAAACUUCCUUUGCUAUGAUUCACAAAUCUCGUGUACCACACCAAGCGAAGCGUGGCCGAAUGUUCGAGAAGGCUCUCGAUACUCUUGUCAAGUGGUGGUACGAGUCCUUCUUUGAGGUCCUUCCCGAGGGACACAUACGAAAUCGGACGUUUGUUUUCGUUCAGAGGCAUAUGCCAUUGGAUUCGCAAACACAAACCGGAGAAGAGUGCCCUUUUGAUACAGAGACACUGCAAGAUAUCCUCGACGAUGAUGGUGAACGCAUCAAGAGUCCCAAGAGUCUCAUGAAGCAUGCAUUGAUGCAGUGCGGGUCGCGAGAUACGGGAGCACAACUCUUUACGGCACUCUGUAGGGGCCUAGGGUUGCCCGCGAGGCUCGUCGUGAGCUUGCAGAGUGUGCCGUGGCAGGCGGCUGUUGGGAAGCCUAAGCCUAAAUACGAUAAGAAGAAGAAGAAUAACCAGGUGAAAAUUUCUGAGGACGGGGAAUCAGAAGACGAUACACCAAUCGCUUCAACAUCUGCCUCGAGCUUGAAUGGCCUGGCGUUCAAAGGUGACGGGCAGAGACUAGAUGGUGCUCCCGUCGGAAAGAGCGACAAGGCGAAAGGAAAGGAAAAGGCUAAACCAACGGUUAAACUGCGCAAAACCAAGAGUAAGGGCAACGUUCUGGGUGCAGCGACACCUAAGAAAGAAGAUCCCACCUCCACUCCGCCAGUAUUCUGGACGGAAGUCUUCUCGCGACCUGAUGGGCGAUGGAUACCAGUUGACCCUCUCCGCGCAAUUGUCAAUAAACGGAAUGUUUUUGAUCCCACGGGACUGUCGCAGCAGAAUCGGCUAGUAUAUGUUUUGGCUAUAGAAGAGGAUGGGUAUGCCAGGGACGUGACAAGAAAGUAUGCUAGACAGUAUGGUGCCAAAGUGGCAAAGGUUCAGGGCGGUUCCGUGGUUGGGGGAGGUGGGAAAGGAAGAGAAGCUUGGUGGGAGAGGGUCGUUAGUACGGUAACGAGGCCAUAUCGACUCAACCGCGACGAUGUGGAGGAUGCCGAGUUGGAAUCAGCGCAGAUCCGAGAAGGUAUGCCUACAACGAUUGCUGGAUUCAAAGACCAUCCAUUGUAUGUUCUAACAAGGCACCUGAAGCAAACAGAAGCCAUCCAUCCGCCGCCCCCUGACACGCCUGAGAUGGGUAAAUUCAGAGGAGAGCCGGUAUAUCCUCGGUCGUCGGUCGUUUCCUUGAAAACGGCGGAGAAUUGGCUGAGAAGCGAAGGGAGGUCAGUUCGCGAAGGUGUUCAGCCCAUGAAGAUGGUCAAGUCGCGUCCAGGGACUAUCGGAAGGAUGAGGGAGCUUGAGAUUCUCAAGGAUAACCUGAGGGAAGCCGGACAGGCGUCCGACGAUCAAGCCCAGGUCAUGCAUGGCUUGUAUGCGCGAAGCCAGACCGAACUGUACGUCCCCAAACCCGUGGUUGAUGGCAAAGUUCCCAAGAAUGAUUUUGGCAACAUCGAUCUAUACGUGCCUACGAUGCUUCCUCGGGGUGCUGUACACGUCCCUUUUAAGGGUGUCCAGAAACUUGCCAAAAAGCUUGGUUUAGAUUACGCCGAGGCGGUCACAGGCUUCGAAUUUAAGAAACGCCGCGCGUUUCCGGUACUGGAGGGCGUGGUUGUCGCUGCAGAGAACGAGCAAGUUCUAUUAGAUGCCUACUGGGAAUCGGAACAAGAUGCACAAGAGAAGGCGCGAGUGAAACGGGAAGAAAAGGCUAUCAAGAGAUGGACAAGGCUGAUCCAUGGGUUGCGAAUCCGGCAGAGGCUGCAGGAACAGUAUGCUGGACGCGGAGAGGAUAAGGCCACGGAGAAGGAGGAGGAUGAAGAGAAACAACCCGAGCAAGGAGGAGGAUUCCUCGUGGGCGCUGAAGAUGUCGUCCAGGCGUUUCACUUGCCCAAGGCCCCGCAUCUUGAUACAGAUCUAGAGUCCGAUCUGGUAGCCUCUACCGUGCAGUUGCUUUCAGAAGAAGGUCAUGAGGACAAGAAAUUCGAGUUGGAAACCAUGGAUGUCGAUUCCGAUUUGGACGAAGCCGUAGGUGUGGCAAAUGCCACGAGCCACACUCCGAAAACCAUGCGUGAGUUGGCGGAGGACGCUGCGCGGUUGCAGGUAGUGGACAAUGAGGAUGAAGAGGAAUGGGUAAAAGAGCAAGUGGAUCCGCCCAAGAAAGAGGGGAAAGGAAAAGGAAGGGGAAAGGGAAAAGAAUCGAGCGCGCCUAGGAAAGGGGGAGGCAAAGCUAAACGGCGAAAGAGGGGUAGGGAUCUCGAUGAGAGUGAGGAUGAACUUGGUGAGAGUGAGGCGUCGCCUGCGAAGAGGGGGAAGACCGUGGCGCCAUCGACGAGAACGCUGCGUCCGCGCGCUUCGAAGAGCAGGGCGAAGAUUGAGGAGGAGAUAGCACAGGAGGAUGCGAUUAGACUUGCUAUUGGAGAGUAAUAUUAUUUCAGAGUAAUAGAUGAGGGCAUGAAGAGUCAAGAAUGUUGCUUGCUUUAAGGAGCUGCCUUGCCAUUCAAUCAGGUAGGAAUGUGCUCGGAAUAAUAGUACAUAUGAU